Pogonomyrmex barbatus (red harvester ant) is the source of this 3478-nucleotide messenger RNA. RefSeq names its product paired box 6 protein twin of eyeless (gene toy). Gene Ontology annotation, biological process: regulation of transcription by RNA polymerase II; anatomical structure development. NCBI's taxonomy places the organism in Eukaryota, Metazoa, Arthropoda, Insecta, Hymenoptera, Formicidae. Gene Ontology annotation, molecular function: DNA-binding transcription factor activity, RNA polymerase II-specific; RNA polymerase II cis-regulatory region sequence-specific DNA binding. The record is from RefSeq and is a predicted model, not a curated record.
ACCCUUGCUCGCCCACCCCCGAGCCGCCCUUUUGGAAGAUGCCGCAUAAAGAGGAGGACUUGAUGCACGGGGGUGGCGCGGGUAUUGGCGGGGGUUCUAUGGUCGGACAGAACUCAAUAUUUGGGUGCUCGGCUGCAGGACACAGCGGAGUUAACCAGCUCGGCGGCGUUUACGUCAAUGGCCGACCACUGCCGGACUCCACGAGGCAGAAGAUCGUCGAGCUGGCCCACAGCGGGGCCAGACCGUGCGACAUAUCGCGCAUACUGCAGGUCAGCAAUGGAUGCGUCUCCAAGAUCCUCGGCAGGUAUUACGAAACAGGCUCGAUCAAGCCGCGGGCAAUCGGCGGUAGUAAGCCACGAGUGGCGACAACGCCUGUGGUCAACAAAAUCGCCGAUUACAAACGAGAAUGUCCCUCGAUCUUCGCCUGGGAGAUUCGCGAUCGACUUUUGCAAGAAGGUGUUUGCAAUAACGACAAUAUACCCAGCGUGUCGUCUAUUAACAGGGUACUCAGGAACCUGGCCUCGCAGAAGGAGCAACAGGCGGCCGCGGUGCAAGCGCAUCAGGGUGCCGAGAGCGUCUACGACAAGCUGAGAAUGUUUAACGGGCAGGCAGCAGGCUGGCCGCCAGCGUGGUACUCGGCAACACCUCCCCAUCAUCCCCUGACCACGGGAAUUCCAACCGCGGCAACUCCUGGAUCCGGCCAGACUCUCUUGCCCGGUAGUCAACUUCACGGACGCGACGACUCUUUGCUGAAGCGAAGUGAUACCGGGUCUCUAUUGUCGCAUCAGCAGGAGACAACUUCGGACGGUAAUUCGGAGCACAACUCCUCUGGCGACGAGGACUCGCAAGUGCGGCUGAGGUUGAAGAGGAAAUUGCAGCGCAACCGAACUUCCUUCUCUAAUGAGCAGAUAGACAGCCUCGAGAAAGAAUUCGAGCGGACACAUUACCCGGACGUGUUUGCACGGGAGCGUCUCGCCGAGAAGAUCGGAUUACCUGAGGCACGUAUCCAGGUGUGGUUCAGUAAUCGCAGGGCGAAGUGGCGUCGAGAGGAGAAAUUACGGAACCAGAGGAGGGCCGCCGUCGAUCAGGUGGUCGCUGGCGGCAGCGGCGGAGGUAGCAGCGGCGCCGCGCCUCCCGCGGCCACCCCUGCUACGCCACGGUUGCCCUUAAACGCCGGAUUCAACGCCAUGUACUCGUCGAUACCACAACCGAUCGCUACCAUGCCCGAUACAUACAGCUCGAUGUCAAGUAGUCUGGGAGGGUCAAUGGGUGGAAGCUGUCUUCAACAACGUGCAGAGGGUUAUCCAGCGUACGUGUUUCACGAGCCUCUCCAUUCGCUCACGCAGUCUUAUUCUCACGCACACAGCGCGGCCGCGGCCGCGCACUCGCAACCACAUCGCGGCAUCCCGACGUCUCAUGGUGGCACCCCCGCGACGCCGGGAGGACAACCCGCUGGACCAGGUGGAGCACCCUAUCAGCCGACGACCUCGACCGCAACCGGAGUGAUAUCAGCCGGCGUCUCGGUGCCGGUUCAGAUUCCCUCGCAGACCCCGGACCUGACGGGCAACUAUUGGCCGAGGCUCCAGUGAUCCCAGCUCUUCGGGUUCCCGCCCGCGAGCUUGCUCGUAGGCCAGGAGAGCCCGCCGCCGCCGAGCGCCACCCCAGGCGCGGUGCCACGACCGCUCCUCGCAUCCCUCGGGAUACCGACACAGUCGACGCAGCAUCAGGCCCCCAGCACACCAGCGACCACCCCCGUACACAACUCCGACACCAGUGAGUGAAACGACUGAAUUUCCGCGAUCCGUACUCCCGUCGCGCGAGUGAUCUCUUGUUCGAGAUAGGGCGCGGUGUUUCCUCGCGCUUGGUUGCCGACGGCGAUGAUCGCCGUCGCGACGCCACGGCAAACGCGAAGAGAGAGAGACGCUACGAGGAAAGCUCGUCCCUUCGACGGUUCGCGCGAAUAGCGUGACGUCGAUCGAAGACGCGUAGUUAGUGACGGUUGUGCGUGGAAUGAACGCAGUUUCGAAUAGUGAUGCGAAUUAUCCGAAAUUUUUCUUCAUUUUCCCAUUUGAUUGAACAAUGUCACUUGUUCAUUUUUGCAGUAAUUUAUUUAUUAACGAAUGUUCUCUUCACCCACAAAUGCAAGCUGAUAAGAAUUAAUAAGCUUUUUGUCGGUAAUAUCAUUGGGAGCAUGCUUGCAUCUAAUUUCUAGAGUUUCGAGUGACAAUAUUCGUUUGUAGAAUUAAUAUUAUUAAUCGCGUGCAUAAUUUCCUCGUAGACCGGAUUAAUAACUCGCGUCCUCGAAUGUUUACGACCGUCAAUUUUCUGAAUGGCAAUACCUAUCUACGAAACUAUUCGAUUAGAGUUAGGAGAUAGGAUAGGUUCCCCCUUCUUGAACAAUUUAUAAAUUUGCCAACGCCCGCAUUGGCGAUGAGUAAUGGAACGUAUGUCGCAAAAUUUUUGCAUGAGAGAAGCAGCAGCUCAUCGCAAUUAAAUUCUCUUUGAAGCCGAAUGAAAAGAUUUUUUACUAACGCGAUCUGAUUACGCAGAGCGAAAUUUUAGGCAGCGCAAUAAGUUUUAUAAUUCGAGCUGGAACCAAUGGACUUUAUCCAUCUUCCACUUCGUGUCUGAUCUAGAUUUCGUAGAUGUAUACGCAUGACCCCGGGUCACGCAGGGUAUUUAUCUAUUCACGAUAGUGUGUGUAAAUGAUUUACGUUAUUACGCUACUAUCGUUAUUAUGGCGAGGAUUUUCGCAUGGAGAACCACUCAUUGUCAUCAAGUUUAUACGAAAACGUAAUUUCCUGAAGAUGUUCAUUAUAUAUAAUUUGAAAAUAAUCUCUCGCAUAUUUGUCUGCCGAUACCGCUAUGAAAGAAUCUUUUCAACGUGCACCAUAAUGUGCUGGAAAAGUUAUUUUUCACUUCGUUCAACGUGCGCGAAUUCUCCCUUUAGUUUCCCAAAAGUCGAUCGAUGUCAAGAGCAUUCAUUAAAUUUACAGCGGCUCUCGUUUUUCGGUAUCGGGGAGCUUUAUUACCGGAUUUAUUGGAUAGCGUCGGGCGCAUAUUGUUUGCCGCACGUUGUAUCGGUUUCCGGCAAAUAUUUUCCUUCGUGUAAGGGCGGCCGCGAACCGCGUGGAAAUUGAAAGGGAGCCGCAGACACGUAGGCGGCUCCCGCCGAAAUAUAUUCUCGCGAGAGUUUAGGGUGGUCUCCCGAUGAGGCUGAUUUCGUUGCGGGAGGGAAUGGGUUUACGGGGGGUUGAUAGCUGCCUGGAGGGCGGCUUUUUUCGGUGAGGCCGGCCAUCGUGUCUGUUGGCAGAUAUGGCGUCGGAAGACACCGCUCUCUUGAAAGGAUGCUGCGGCUACAGCCUACGUUUGUGAACAGUGAAUAUCGAUCGACAACUCAUUCGCGGAAAAUAUUCGAGAGGUAUAGUCGAAAUAUUUUUUAUACAUAUUUAUAUUUAUAAUAUGUUAUAUAUAUUUU